This is a messenger RNA of Armigeres subalbatus, 638 nucleotides long. RefSeq lists its product as uncharacterized. NCBI's taxonomy places the organism in Eukaryota, Metazoa, Arthropoda, Insecta, Diptera, Culicidae. The record is from RefSeq and is a predicted model, not a curated record. The transcript is spliced from 3 exons. The coding region runs from base 1 to 534 and encodes 177 amino acids.
AUGGAUUGCAAAAAGUGCCACCAUCCCGUCAUAAUAAAAGAACAGCCUCACAUAUAUUGUAAUGGAACGUGCGACGAACCGAAAUGCGUACUUCAUGAUGACAUUAUUGAGCUCAAGGCAAAAAUUGAUUCAAUAAUGUCUAUGCUCUCUUCGAAUGGAGAAUGCAGCUCGGAUACUGUUAUGAAACUCUCUACUCCAAAUCAACAAACACUUCUGGAUGAUUCUGCGAGAGUAUCGAAUGGCGCUAAUUAUAGUUUCGCAUUGUUGCUUACAAAUAUCGACAGCAGUGUCUCUGAAGACGACGUUCAAGUGAUGGUAUCUAGAUGUCUGGGUGCCUGUGAUACUGAAUGCAAAAGUAUUAGGAAAUUAGUACCGCGAUGGGUCGAUACCAGCUCUCUAGAUUAUAUCUCAUUCAAAAUUGUAUUGAAUCGGAAAUGGAAAUCAAUUGCUAUGAUGCCGUCUACGUGGCCAAGAAAUGUUAAAUCUCGUGAGUUUAGGCAGAGACAAUGUACCUGGAAACCAGAUGAUAGAUAAUUUGCUAUAUUUUUGUAUCGAUCACUUAUAUUGUUGUUUUUCUUAUUAUAUUUAAUGAAAAUCUAGCGUCUAAUUUUAUGUUGUGUUUUGAAGUUGUGAGUAAU